Nomia melanderi (Alkali bee) is the source of this 1335-nucleotide messenger RNA. Its product is annotated as trypsin-2. Gene Ontology annotation, molecular function: serine-type endopeptidase activity. The record is from RefSeq and is a predicted model, not a curated record. NCBI's taxonomy places the organism in Eukaryota, Metazoa, Arthropoda, Insecta, Hymenoptera, Halictidae. Gene Ontology annotation, biological process: proteolysis.
GUGCUACUACACCGUCGGUCAGUUGGGUAUUUGUGGUUGUUGUAUGAGGAACCGAUCAUUAAACAAAGAGGAUCUGCUUCCUGGAACAAGGAUGAACGUUUUCAUUGCAGCAACUUUUGGGUUGCUGCUGGCUGGCGCGGCUUACGCGGAUAUAGAGAACCAAUCGGUACCAGACAACGAAACGGAAUGGUUGUCUUUCUCGUUGACCGGUCGCAUAGUGAACGGGACAAAGGCAGCGUUAAGACAGUUCCCUUAUCAGGUCUCAUUGAGGCGUAGUUACAACUCCAGACAUUUCUGCGGCGGUUCUUUGAUCGACGAGUAUUACGUGUUGACGGCCGCGCAUUGUGUAUUCUUAAAUGGCGAACCCAUUCUGCCGUGGACGGUCAUGGUCGUUGCCGGCGAGAUCCAGCUCAAUCAGCAGACGCCGGCUGGACAGAGAAGGGGCGUGGAAGAGAUUUAUGUUCAUCCUCGGUUCAAUCAGAGCACUUUACAGAAUGAUGUUGCCCUUCUUUAUUUGAAAGUUCCGUUCAAAUUGACACCGAAUAUUACACCUGUUAUUAUGACAACUGAGCCACCAGUACCGAAUUCUAUCUGCCAGGUGUCUGGAUGGGGCUAUCCUUCGUAUGAUUAUCCCAUAGUGAGCAACGAUUUGAUGUAUGUGGACCUGCCAAUCGUAGAGCCCAGCGUUUGUAAAAAACUACUAGUGAAUGUAACUGAUCUACUACCCGGAAUGUUCUGUGCUGGUUACAUGGAGGGUCAAAGGGACGCUUGUCGGGGUGAUUCCGGUGGCGGUAUGAUCUGCAACGGGGUCUUAACUGGCGUGGUGUCCGGCGGAGAGGGUUGCGCGCUUCCGGCAUUGCCGGGCGUCUACUCGAGCGUGUUCUUCUUCGAAGAAUGGAUCCUCGAGAAUAUGAAAGCGCCAUCGUUCUUGAGGAAAGCGACAGCCACGCAACUCGUGCAAUCAGGGGCAGAACAGGUGAAUAACGAAUAAAACUUCGUAUCCCGGGCGUCUGCGUUCCUCGAGGCUCCGGAGCAAGCAGCUUCCACCCCUUCUCUCGGUAAACAAGCGCGAGGGAAAGAGAGGGACAGAAAGAGGGAGAUAUUCCAGGGGCCGGAAGUUGAUUGCGAAACUUUUCGUCGGACUCUCGCUCGCGCGCGACUCUGCGUAAAUAAUUCGGAACGGACACGGACUCCUGUCUAGAAUUCAAUAUCCGGCGUCAAUCUGCUCUCCAGACUGUUCCAAUGUUUUAUUAAUAAUAAUCAAAGAGAGCUGGGGAGGUCUUCAAGAGCUCUCUCAAACAUUAAUCGUUCUUCGCUACCUUCACCCCCCCAUGA